Molecule: messenger RNA, 3570 nt
Organism: Dermochelys coriacea (leatherback sea turtle)
Lineage: Eukaryota; Metazoa; Chordata; Testudines; Dermochelyidae
Gene: ASB6
Product: ankyrin repeat and SOCS box containing 6
Exons: 8
Coding region: 325-1599 (424 amino acids)
Biological process (GO): intracellular signal transduction; protein ubiquitination
Cellular component (GO): BRCA1-BARD1 complex
Molecular function (GO): protein binding
Source: RefSeq, a predicted model, not a curated record
GCUCCCCUUUCCCUGUAGGCUGCUGCCCUCUGCUGAGCCAGCCUCCCUGCAGCACCCGCCUUCGGCCGCUAGAGGGAGGGUGAGCCGCCGCCUGUGGAAGCGGUUUCCGUUUCCCGUGCGCUGCCCGCCAGGAGGGUCCCCGGGCAGCCAGCUGCGUGCCCUUAGCCUUGUGCUGUGCCUGGUCCUGUUUCAAGUGAAGGGAAGUGUUAACUGCUUGAUUCCACUCUUACAAGUUCAUCAUUUGCAUCAGAGAGAAAAGAAGAAUCCAUCUCUUGUGCUUGAGCCAAAAGGAUAUUCUGGAUGAUCUUUGAAUAGAAGAGCACAAUGCCUUUCUUGCAUGGCUUCCGCAGGAUCAUUUUUGAGUAUCAGCCAUUGGUAGAUGAGAUCUUGGGAUGUCUGGGGAUACAGGAUCCUGAAAAGCAGGAAACUCUAGAGAGCCCCAGCUGCCUAGCUGAAGACAGCAGCAAAUUCUUGGUCCUCAACAAGCUGUUGGAGAGAGAGACCCAUUCCCCAUUCUACCAAGAAGGAGUGAGCUACUCCUUGCUGAAGGUAGCUGAACUUGGGCUGGUGAAUGCAGCUGAAAUCCUCCUGCAGAAUGGGGCCAAUCUUAUCUUUGAAGAUCCUGUCACCUAUUACACAGCUCUGCACAUCGCUGUUCUCCGAAACCAGCCGGACAUGGUGGAGCUGCUAGUGCACCGUGGGGCGGACAUUAACCGGAGAGAUCGGAUUCAUGAAAGCAGCCCCCUGGAUCUUGCCAGUGAGGAGCCCGAGCGGCUGCCAUGUUUGCAGCGUCUCCUGGAACUCGGUGCCGAUGUCAAUGCAGCUGACAAAAAUGGAAAGACAGCUUUGCUGCAUGCCCUGGCCAGCAGUGAUGGAGUUCAGAUCCACAACACCGAAAACAUCCGGCUCCUGUUGGAAGGAGGAGCAGACGUGAAGGCCACCACCAAAGAUGGCGACACCGUCUUCACCUGCAUCGUCUUCCUGCUUGCCGAGACGGUGGGUGGGGACAAAGAGGAGGUGCGAAUGAUCAACCGUUUCUGCUUCCGGGUCACCCAACUGCUGAUGGCCCACGGCGCUGACCCCAGUGAAUGCCCAGCCCGUGAGUCCCUCACACACAUCUGCCUCAAGAGCUUCAAGCUCCACUUCCCGCUCCUACGCUUCCUGCUGGAGUCGGGGGCCUCCUACAACUGCUCCCUCCAUGGCCCCUCGUGCUGGUCGGGCUUUCAUGUGGUCUUUGAGAGACUGUGCUCCCACCUCAGCAGCUCGGAAGACGACAGCUUCUCCGCUGACCUCCUGCAGAAAGCAGAAACUGUCCUAGAGCUCAUGGUGGCCAGCUCGCAGAUUCCCAAACUGCCUAGCAACUUUGACAUCAACUCCACCAGCUGCAGGUUCCAUGGGGAGAAGAUCAAGGCCCUUUUCUACUCCCUGAAGCAGCUGCAGCGCGCGCCACAGGCCCUGAAACAUCUCUGCAGGGUGUAUAUCCGGCAGCGCCUCAAACCGUGGCCAGUGGAUGUGAAGAUCAAGGCCCUUCCGCUUCCCGACAGACUAAAGUGGUAUCUCCUCAUAGACCACGGCAGUGCCGGCGAGGACGACAUCUGAGCCAGGCAGGGGGCAGAUCUGGAAUCCUCACUCCAGUCCCUCCCCCAAACACUCCGGUGACUUGAUUUCCCCACCUGGAAGAGCAAGAGGUUCCUUAUGGUCCAGACCAGCUUCCUCCACUGCCAGCCAGUGCUUUGUUUGAUCACGCCACGCUGUCCACAAAUACCGGGGCCUGGCUUCUCUGGGAAGGGAUACCCUCAAUAGCAUGUUACCUGAAUCCCCAUGACGUGUGAUUCGGGGUGGGAGGGCAGAGGGAUAAGUGGGUUGGUCUGGUCAUCUGGACUUUGUGCCUUUACGAACGAUGAGUGUUGGUAAAGGCUGCAUCGCAUGGACGUACAAUUUGGAUUUGGGAUCAUGGGCCUGGUCUGAGGAGCAGAGAUUCAGGAGAUGCACCCCAUAGGUUGUGCAACUGCCUGUGCCGUCUUGUUUGAGUAAGGCCGAGGAACAAACAUUCCUCCUCUCCCUUCUCCACCCACCAUGCGGGAGUGGCUGAAGCGGUGCCUCAGGUGAAUGGCAGUUUCCAAUGCUACCAUCUCCUGGGAGCGUGGCCUGAGGUGGGAAGAAACCUCAAGCUGCUAGAGAAAACGUUCAGCGAGUACCUCCCCCUCCCGCCUCCUCGGGAAGCUAUGUGGGCGGUUUCCCCUCAGGCCAGGCCCAAGCGCGGGUGGUGCUGUCUGAGGGAUUGAUGGCCUUUCGCCAGACCCCGGAGCAGGCUCGGCUCUCCCGACACUUGGAAAGCAGGAGACGUGGCGCUUUUCAGCAUGGGUCACAUGCCAGAGGAGCAACUAACUUCACCCAGGAUUUCCAAGAGCCACGGUCAACGCCGACAGUCACGCUCCUUUCACAACAGCUUGUCCGCUUGUUGUACCACCUGCCGGGACUAAAAGAAGAGCAGAGAGAGGUUAGCAUUCUCUCUCUUUUCCCCAGGCAUCUGCCAAGUGCUGGGGGCGAAGGCUGGUGCCCCUGUGAUCUGGGUGGGCCUUGGGCUCAGUGAAACGUUUACAAAGGAGAAGGAAGCGGCAGGACUGGGUGUAGCACCUGAAUCUCGAGCUCAGGGCUUUGCAAGCUGCUGAUAUUGCAAGUGGAGGGUGGCACCAGGAAAUGAAGGGCUUGUGAAAUGAAGUGCUCAGGGGCAUGGAGGAGACAGUAGGAACAGUGCUAACAUGGGACCUGGUUGUGGAUUCCCACGCCAGGCAGUCCUUUUGGCUUAGUCUUGUGGCAUAUUCUGCCUGGCUCCUACGCUGCGGAAGGUUCUAGUGCAGCUCUCCACUCUGUGCCUUGGGUGUGGUGGCCAAGUCUACUGGAACAGAGGAGCCUCUAAGCUUGUUUCCAGCCAAGGCUCCAUUCACCUUCCCCGUGAGGCCGUGUCUUGGGCUGGAGGUGCCUCCUCCUGGAGGCCACACACCUUGGCCAAAGGAGCACCUUGCAGCACUCAAAGCCCUGGUGACAAAGGGUGGGGCUCUCGUUUUCUUCGGUUUGUGCCCUGCUAAACCCUAGGUGUGAUCUCAGCCCUGGGGCUGCAGAGAUGAAAGGCUGAGUCACAGCACCAUCCACUCAGGGCAGGUUUCCUUCCAGAGUGUUAAAGUGCCAAAGCCAAACAGCUGAUAAGCCAUUCUCACCCCUGGGAGAAAAAGCAAAGGCUCCAGUGAGGAAAUCCACUGUGAUUCGCCUCAGAUUACUAGCUAGGCACGAAAAGCCUUCAAGUAUCUGUGGCUAACAUUUCACCUGGGUACAACAUGAGGCUGUUCUUCCCGGGCGAUCACUUCCACCCAUUUGUUAACACUCAAGGCAGAGCAAGAAUAUGCAAUUCACUCUCUUUCCAAAAUCCAUCCACCCAAUACCUUCCCCCCUCCACCCCUACCCUUCACAGAAGCAGCUGACGAUCAUAUUGACAAAUGGGCGUAAAAUGGAACACUGUGCCAGUGUCUUGCUGAGAUCAAGCCAUUAAACAUGACCUGUUGUAAUAGAAAA